ACAUCCGCCACCACCCCCACUACAUCCGCCACCACCCCCACUACUACAUCCUCCACCACCACUACUACAUCCGCCAUCACCCCCAUUACUACAUCCGCCACCACCCCCAUUACUACAUCCUCCACCACCACUACUACAUCCGCCAUCACCCCCAUUACUACAUCCUCCACCACCACUACUACAUCCUCCACCACCACUACUACAUCCGCCACCACCCCCAUUACUACAUCCGCCACCACCCCCAUUACUACAUCCGCCACCACCCCCAUUACUACAUCCUCCACCACCACUACUACAUCCGCCACCACCCCCACUACAUCCGCCACCACCCCCAUUACUACAUCCGCCACCACCCCCAUUACUACUACAUCCGCCACCACCCCCAUUACUACUACAUCCGCCACCACCCCCAUUACUACAUCCGCCACCACCCCCAUUACUACAUCCGCCAUCACCCCCAUUACUACAUCCUCCACCACCACUACUACAUCCGCCACCACCCCCAUUACUACAUCCGCCACCACCCCCACUACAUCCGCCACCACUACAUCCUCCACCAUUACUACAUCCUCCACCACUACUACAUCCGCCACCACCACCACUACUACAUCCGCCACCACCACUACUACUACAUCUGCCACCACUACUACUACUACUACUACAUCCUCCACUACUACUACAUCCACCACUACCACAUCCUCCACUCUUACUACUAGAGGUCAACCGAUUAAUCGGAAUGGAGAUUAAUUAGGGACGAUUUUAAGUUUUCAUAACAAUCGGAAUUCUGUAUUUUUGGACGCCGAUUUGAACGAUUUUAUUAUUUUAUUUUCUUCACACCUUUAUUUGAACUUUUUUUAACGAGGCGAGAAAACAUUCUUAUUUUCAAUGACGGCCUAGAAACAGUGGGUUAACGGGCCUAGGAACAGUGGGUUAACUGGCCUAGGAACAGUGGGUUAACUGGUCUAGGAACAGUGGGUUAACUGGUCUAGGAACAGUGGGUUAACGGGCCUAGGAACAGUGGGUUAACGGGCCUAGGAACAGUGGGUUAACUGGCCUAGGAACAGUGGGUUAACUGGCCUAGGAACAGUGGGUUAACUGGCCUAGGAACAGUGGGUUAACUGGCCUAGGAACAGUGGGUUAACUGGCCUAGGAACAGUGGGUUAACUGGCCUAGGAACA
Messenger RNA from Oncorhynchus nerka (sockeye salmon), 1178 nucleotides. Its product is annotated as mucin-2-like. The annotation marks the transcript as partial. The transcript has a single exon. NCBI's taxonomy places the organism in Eukaryota, Metazoa, Chordata, Actinopteri, Salmoniformes, Salmonidae. The record is from RefSeq and is a predicted model, not a curated record.